AUGGCUUACGUGAAAAUUUUUAAAAACAGGGCGUACUUUAAACGAUUCCAAGUUAAAUAUAGACGAAGAAGAGAGGGAAAGACUGACUACUAUGCCAGGAAGAGACUGGUGCAACAGGACAAGAACAAGUAUAGUUCUCCCAAGUAUCGUUUGGUUGUGCGUGCCACUUCUACACGCAUAAUCUGCCAAAUUGUCUCAUCGACCAUUAUUGGAGACAAAAUACAUGCAUCUGCGGACUCAUCAGAACUCAAGCAUUUUGGCAUCCAAACUGGACUAACCAAUUAUGCAGCUGCCUAUUGCACCGGCUUACUCGUUGCUAGGAGGAUACUAUUGAAAUUGGGAUUGGACAGUCAAUUUGCCGCAACGGAAGCCACCGGUGAAGAUUAUCACAUAGAGGAACAAGACUGUGAAAGAAGACCAUUUAAAGCUCUUUUAGACGUGGGCAUCACGAUUACUACAACUGGAAACCGCGUUUUUGGUGCCAUGAAAGGCGCUUGCGAUGGUGGAUUGCACAUUCCGCAUAGUGAAAAGAGAUUCCCAGGCUAUACUAAAGAUGGCGAUGAAUGUAGCUAUGACUCUAAAGUGCAUAGUGAUAGAAUUAUGGGCGUACAUGUUGCAAAUUACAUGAGAUAUUUACAAGAAGAAGACCCUGACAAGUACAAAAAACAUUUCUCUCAGUACAUCAAAAAUGGAGUAGAUCCGGAUAAAAUUGAGUCUCUAUACCGGGCGGCCCAUGAUAAAAUUAAGAAGGAUCCCAUAGUUCCUAAAAAGACUAGGAAAUAUCCAUCCAAGAAUGUUAUCCAGGGCAAUACGGUUAAGACAUAUUCCAAGACUUAUCCUCGCCAUCGUAAACUCACUAAAGAACAAAGAAACGAGAGAUUGAAAAUGAAGAUGCAGAUGUGUCUGGAAGCAGAGCAGGCAGCUGCUUAA
Messenger RNA from Babesia microti strain RI, 930 nucleotides. RefSeq names its product large subunit ribosomal protein L5e. The record is from RefSeq and is a predicted model, not a curated record. Gene Ontology annotation, molecular function: 5S rRNA binding; structural constituent of ribosome. Gene Ontology annotation, biological process: translation; ribosomal large subunit assembly. NCBI's taxonomy places the organism in Eukaryota, Apicomplexa, Aconoidasida, Piroplasmida, Babesiidae. Bases 1 to 930 code for a protein of 309 amino acids. Gene Ontology annotation, cellular component: cytosolic large ribosomal subunit; ribosome. The transcript has 3 exons.